This is a messenger RNA of Paramecium tetraurelia, 1809 nucleotides long. RefSeq lists its product as uncharacterized. The transcript has 4 exons. Gene Ontology annotation, molecular function: cysteine-type deubiquitinase activity. Gene Ontology annotation, biological process: protein deubiquitination. The record is from RefSeq and is a predicted model, not a curated record. NCBI's taxonomy places the organism in Eukaryota, Ciliophora, Oligohymenophorea, Peniculida, Parameciidae.
AUGGGAAGUGGAGCAGGUAAAUAGCUUACAAUUCCAGUUGUUUAUGCAGAAUCAUCGCAUUAUCUUCAUGCUAAUUUAAAAACGACAAAUAAAUAGAAAUUAAAAAUAUCAGAUCCUUAUACUAAACUUCAAUAAGGCUAUCACACUAUUCCCUUGGUUAUGAGGAAGGAGGACAAUCAAGAUGGGAUUAAGGUUAUUCAUGGCGUAGUAGGAUUGAAAAAUUUGGGUAACACAUGCUAUUUCAACUGCGCAAUUCAUUGUUUAAGUCAUACGUAGCCUUUACUUGAUUAUAUGUUAUCGAGAGUUUUUGAAAAGGAAAUCAACAAGAUUAGCAAACUAGGAUCAAGAGGGUAGGUGACUGAAUGCUUUGCUUAAUUAUUGAGUGAUAUUUGGAAGGAUGAAAGAAGUAUUGGAAUGAGCAUAAAUUAAAUGAGUUUGAGUAUGGACAUGCAAAAGAAAUAAAAAUAAUAUGAGAAUUGGGUAGAUCCUUUGCGAAAUACUCGAAGAGAUUUGAAAUCGGAUGUAAACUAUUAACACAUUUAAUUAGAGUAGGAGGAUUGUCAAGAGUUGUUGAGUUAUUUAUUAGAUAUGAUUCAUGAAGAUUUGAAUAGAUGUAAGAAGAAGGAGAUAAUUAAAGAGAAGGAUUACAUAGGUGAGCCAAGAGAAGAAUGGGCUGCUGAAUCUUGGGGUGAACAUCUAAAAAUCAAUAAGAGUAUUGUGGUUGAUUUGUUUUAGGGAUAAUUGAAGUCUAAAGUUGAAUGUAAAACAUGCAAUUAUCAGAGUCAUAAAUGGGAACCGUUCCUAUUUCUAAAUUUACCUAUUAAAUAAUAACAAUAAUAAUAACAAUAACAAUAACAAAAAUAAUAAUCAUUUUAAUCUAAAUCACUUGGGAACUCCUAACUGAAGCAAGAAACAAUUUGCUAUUUAACAGAAUGCUUGGAUUAAUUUUAAUAGGAAGAAACCAUACAGUGGAAAUGUCCAUAAUGUAAAGAAACAAGAGACUGUAAAAAAGGGAUUCGAAUAUGGAAAUUACCAAAUAUUUUAAUUAUUCAUCUUAAGAGAUUUGAGUUUGGAUCUAAAUAGACAGGUAAGAUCACUUAAAAGGUGAAUUUUCCAAUAAAUGAUUUAAAUAUGUCUCCUUAUUGUAAUGAAUAGGAUAACACAAUUUAUAAUUUGUAUGCAGUUGCAUAGCAUCAUGGCUCUUUAUAAUAUGGCCAUUACAUUUCUAUUUGCAAACAUAGGGUUGAUAAUUAAUGGUACAUGUACAAUGAUGAUGCAGUUUUUAAGAUACAAGAGCUAGAAAAGGCUAUCGUUAAUGAAUAUGCUUAUGUUUUGUUUUAUUAAAAAUAAACAGAUAACAUUUUCAGGUAAACCACUACUGAUCCCAGCUGUUGGCCUCACAACUAAAGUGCUAAAAAAUAACAAAAUGAUGUUCCGCCAAAGGAUUCAUCUAAAUUGUAGACUAUGACAUUAAUGGAUUACCAAGAUACCGAACAGAAAGGCUAAUUGGACGAUAAUAGUCCUCACAAUAUUUUAAACAAUUCAGUGAAAAUUGAACCCAUAAAUGGAUAGAGAAGGCUCUUUCCUCAUACUAAUUCUCGAGAAUAAAAUAGCAGAUGCUAACAAGUAUACAGAAAAUCGAGACCUUCUGUUGAUCAUCAUAGUAAUAAUGAAUAAUUAACAUCCAUUACCAAACUAGAAGAAGAGUCGUGUUAAAUAUAAUAUAAUAACCCACAAAUAGGGAUAGAUAGGAAAGUCUAAGACAAGUUCAAGUUAUGCUAGUUAAGAGCCAAAGGUUCUCGUAAAUGA